UGGCGGCAAUUAUUACCCGGGCAUCCGUAGUUCAGGAUCGCUGCGGGAAAUAAUCCCUUUCGUGUCCCAGCGGGAGAGUCGCGGAAAGCUUUCCACAUCGGAUUUUUUACCUGCCAUUUAACCCGAUCCUAACCAGCUGAGGUCCCCUCGAAGAGAUCGAUCUGCUCGCAGCCACGUGCCUUCGUCAGCGUUCCAGCAGAUCCCUUCAUUCCUCCAUCUCGAGGAAUAUCUGUAGCAGCCCCACUAGGGAUCGCCGCCCCUCCCCUUGUGACCUGUGCGACCGCAUCAGCCCCUUUGCUUCCCCUAUCUCCAGGCGAGAUUUCCUUCAUUGGAAAGGUAAAAUCUACCUGCAGCCAGGUCGAUCCAUCAGGAGCACCUGGACAAGUCAGGUUAUAUCGAGUUUAGAUCCGUGUGCCGGAGAAAAGUGACUUUCCCGAUCGUUUCCCGUGCUGCCUGCAGAAGGGUCUCCUUUCGCCCUGCCGGCGCCCGCGGAACUCCGCGCCACUUGAGGCUAGUCCGCGCAUCUACUCCGCCCCCGCUGGCUUGCAAAUCCUCGCUCCUCAGCCAGCUGCGAGCCCUCUUUUCUCCUCGCAGCCGCCCGAUCUUCCAAUCCCCGGAGUCAUCAUGAGCGCCCCUCUCAAGCGCGCCCCUCUGCUCAGCUCGCUCCUCAAGAAGCGAGGCCCCGGGAGCGCGCCCGCGCAUCAGCAGCAGCUACUGCCCACCUCCUCGGUGUGCGCCUUGGAGUCGAAGGCGGAGAUGCCUUCCGUGUCCCCUGGGCCACCUCGUCCGCACUCGCUCUCCGCCAUGCCCGGCCCCAUCAAGUGGCCUCUGAUGGGCAGCCUGCUGGACAUCCUCUGGAAAGGCGGCCUCAAGCGACAGCACGAGACUUUGGCAGACUACCAUCGCAAGUUUGGCAAGAUCUUCCGCAUGAAGUUAGGUGCUUUUGACUCGGUACACAUCGGUGCCCCUUGCUUGCUGGAAGCACUCUACAGGAAGGAGAGUGCUUACCCACAGCGUCUUGAGAUUAAGCCCUGGAAAGCCUACCGGGACUACCGUAAAGAGGGUUACGGGCUACUUAUCCUGGAAGGCAAGGACUGGCAGAGAGUAAGGAGUGCAUUUCAGAAGAAACUAAUGAAGCCUACAGAAAUUGUCAAGCUUGACACCAAAAUCAAUGAGGUCCUGGCUGAUUUCAUGCAUCGGGUUGACACACUUUGUAAUGGGAAAGGAGAGAUAGAAGACCUGUAUUCCGAACUGAACAAAUGGUCAUUUGAAAGUAUUUGUCUGGUGCUGUAUGGGAAAAGGUUUGGACUCCUGGAGCAGGACGUAGGAGAUGAAGGCUUGAAUUUCAUCAAGGCUGUAAAAACGAUGAUGGGUACAUUUGGGAAGAUGAUGGUGACCCCAGUUGAGCUCCACAAAAGGCUGAAUACUAAAGUCUGGCAGGCUCAUACAAAUGCAUGGGACAAUAUAUUUAAGACAGCAAAAUGUUCAAUUGAUAGCAGGCUGAAGAAACACUCUGCCAACCCCACAGAGGAUUUCCUCUGUGACAUUUAUGUUGGGAGCCAGCUUUCCAAGAAGGAGCUGUAUGCUGCCAUCACGGAACUCCAGAUUGCGGGAGUUGAAACGACUGCCAAUAGUUUACUCUGGGCUCUCUAUAACAUCUCCUGCUACCCGGAGGUCCAGGCAAAGCUGUUUGAAGAAAUAAAGAGUGUAGUUCCAGAUGGGGAGAACCCAACGGGCGAACAUCUGAAGAAAAUGCCCUAUUUAAAGGCCUGCCUGAAAGAAUCUAUGAGAAUAACACCAUCCGUGCCAUUCACAACCCGGACACUUGACAAAGAAACAGUGAUUGGAAAUUAUACCCUUCCUAAAGGGACAGUGUUGAUGAUCAACAGCCAUGCUUUGGGGUGCAAUGAAGAAUAUUUCAGCGACUGGAGUCAAUUCAAGCCAGAACGUUGGCUUCAGAAGAACAUCAAUCCUUUUACUCACGUCCCCUUUGGCAUCGGGAAAAGAAUGUGCAUUGGACGCCGUUUGGCAGAGUUGCAGCUACAAUUAGCUCUCUGUUGGCUCAUACGGAAGUAUCAGGUUGUAGCGACUGAUAACAAGCCAGUAGAAACUCUGCACUUAGGAAUACUCAUCCCCAACCGAGAAGUUCCCAUUGCAUUCAGGAGACGUUAAGUUACUUCUGAAGGAAUCGGGUGGCUUCUUGGCUGCUACUUUUUUUCCCCCGCGGACAACAAACACCUUUGAAUGUCGGAAGCUUCGACCUCCAGGCAUGCUCUGAGCACUAAUGAGUGGAACAUCCGAAGCUAGUUCUGACUUUGCUUUGGAAGCCAAUCUGUGGUUAGUGCACCUGAAAAAUUUCAUAACGAAUGCUGAAACAGACCUUGCCUGUAUGAAGAGGAAGGUUGGCAGGGCUCAAAAAGACGGGGAGAAGACCAGGAAUCUUUUCAUGCAGGUCUAACAAAAAUCUGUUUCUGUUCACCUGCCAACAUGCAAUCCAUCAGCUGCUGCUCAGGAGACAUCCCUCCUGUUACAGUGCUGCAAUUCUUUAAGUUCCAUGUCACAAUGUAGGGCAUGGGAGCAAGGAAGAUGAGUUUUGUUGCCUUACUCCCAAAUUUUCAUGAGCCUGCAUGUUUUUUUGUGCAAUGAUUUCUAUGCAGGGCUGGCUUAUUAUUUAUGCAGUCUCUCUUUCCAGGGAGAUCAGUAUGAGUGGGGAAAUGGAGCAUUCUCUAAGGGUUAUUGUGUUUAGAUUUUUAAAAAAAUAAUAAUGGGGGAGCAAGCAACAGUGAACACCACCGAUCUGUCUGUCAUCGCUGAGAACCCGGGUACAACUACGUGUAAAUAUUUGCCAAUGUACCAUGUAGAACCCUGCAUCCUAAGGGUUCAACAUUGGAAAUGCUGCUGGGAUAAUCCAGUUUUAAUGGAUGUGCAUGUAUUCUCCCCAUUACUACCACCAGCAGUUGUAAUGCAGUCUUUGGCAGACAACACAGCAGGGAGAACCGGAAUGGAGAAUAUUUAACUUAUUGGACUUCAGCUCCCAGAAACUGUAGCCACCCUUUCCAGCAGUAAAAGAUUGUAAGAGUUGUAGUCUAGGAAUCUGGAAGGUUAAUGUUGCCCACCCCUGAAGUAGACUGUAAAUAUUGUAUAUAGUUUACCAGUAUUUUUGCCCAUUUCUGUAUAUUAAAAAGACAAUGUUUCCCUUUUUUUAAUGGUUGUAUUUUUUACAUGAAUUGUUAUUUUAUACAUUUGAAAAUAUUUGUAGAAGCCUUUUAAAAGACAGUUGAGUCCUGCAUACUUUGGAGAACUGUUGACGACCCUAUGUACUCAAUUUCUUAUUUUUGGAAAAAGUUUAAAUUUCUGUUGUUGAUGCCUUCUGAUAAUUUUGUAAUAAAAUUAUAAUAA
Pogona vitticeps (central bearded dragon) is the source of this 3399-nucleotide messenger RNA. RefSeq names its product cytochrome P450 family 24 subfamily A member 1 (gene CYP24A1). Lineage: Eukaryota; Metazoa; Chordata; Lepidosauria; Squamata; Agamidae. Gene Ontology annotation, cellular component: mitochondrial inner membrane. Gene Ontology annotation, molecular function: oxidoreductase activity, acting on paired donors, with incorporation or reduction of molecular oxygen; iron ion binding; monooxygenase activity. The record is from RefSeq and is a predicted model, not a curated record. Gene Ontology annotation, biological process: cellular response to peptide hormone stimulus; glucocorticoid biosynthetic process; cholesterol metabolic process.